AUGUGUAAAGACCUGGCUAAGCCUCAAAGUAAUUGCCGUUUUUUCCCUACGACGAUCGUUAUAAUGAUAGUAUCAGAACUACCGUCUGAAGUUCUUUCACAAAUUGCCGAUCAUCUACCGACAGAAGACAGGCUUUCUGGCUCUAUUACUUGCAAGUCAUGGAGAUACCCAUUUCAAGAUGCUCUAUGGAGAAACAUAUAUAUAGAUUCCGAAAAAUCCCUCGAGUACAUAUACAACACUAUUAAGCCUUCCAAAAAUAUAUCCACAUCGUACGGUCUCUUAGUUCACAGUCUACGAAUAGGUGGAUACUACGAAAUGCCUGAUGAGCAACAGAAUGAAUUCUUUAGAUACCUACCAAAUUUGAAACAUCUUGAUCUUGGGCACAUGACUUGUAAACACAUAAACACUGAGAUGACAAUAGCUAACCAGACAUGGAUUUAUUUGGAAAGCCUGAUAAUUAAUUUCAUCGGACGUCCAGGAGGGCCAACCACAGAAAAUCUCAUCAGCCUCCUAAAGACAUGUUGCAGUCUCCGUAAAUUAGAAAUAUCUGCAGAAAAAAGGUUCUGUCCAGUCAGUUUUAGCUUAAAGAGCUUUGACAGCCUACAUCAAGCUCUACCACAGCUCAUAUACUUUAAGACGUUUAUAUCACAUGCGCAUGACCUUCAACCUAUACUGGACACAAUUCCAGAUACUAUACAGUCACUCACGAUGGCAAUUCUUGAUAUAAGCUUUUAUCAGUGGUCCGCCAAGUGGCUAUACUAUUUUAGCUACAAGUAUCCAAACUUGCGUUCCCUAAGAUUAGAUACUUCUAAAGUAAUAUAUGGGUGGACAGAGUAUAUUCUAACGCAAGGAGUGACGUAUCCAUAUCCCUCCCAUUCAAAGAGCUUACAACGCUUGGAAACACUCGAACUUAUAACUCCAAACAUUUCAGAAUGGACUCAUCUUGUUUUUUGGGAAUUCAUUUAUCCAUUAAGAAUUCCUCUCAAGAACUUAAAGUACAAAGCAACAUGCAAUCGUAAGGAUUUAUGGUUGCACGCGCAGUUGUAUGAGACAAAUAUUAAAAGAAUUCUACAAUCGUUUUCGGGAACACUCGAGAAUCUUUCCAUCGAAGGAACAGUAUUUUUCGAUAUUAAACAUGGUCCAGCACUUGAACUAUCUUCUUACGCUCCAUUUUUGAAGGAUCUUCAUAUCAAGUCUUGUGGGGUAUCCAUUAACCUAGACGAUUUAUUGGACAAAUGCCCGGUCCUGAAACGAUUGAGAUAUUUUGGCGGACAGUUGUUGAUCAAUUCCAGUACGAUGAUUAAAGAAACUAUACAACAACAGGAAAAGCAACCACAGCAUCAUGGAUUGCAAAUUUUGGAACUGCGCAGGGUUGUUACAAGUGCGGAAGUCUUUAGUCGCCUUUCUUUCAGAUGUAGACGUCUGCAAUAUAUGAAUUUGAGCUCUUUGUGGGUCAGUGGAUUGACUUUUGAAGCAGACGGAUGCUUGCUCGUCGAUAUGCCCUACACUUUCUUCAAGGCAGUACGCCUGGCUCAUAUCAAAUAUUGCUCACCUUACGAGAGAAGAGAUGGAGACACCACUAUCAGUCUUACACUUUUGUCUCAAUUAAGUGAUCCUAUGUCUUCCUUACCCUCAAUAACAUCAACAUCAGAUAAAUUAAUUCAUGGUGAAAAGGAAAAGGUGGAUCGAAAAUCUGUUGCUGUAGUAACCCGUAAAAAUAUUGCUUGGUUCCACACAUUUCUUGAUGUUGUAUUUGAAACGGAUACCAGAAUAGGCAUCAGACAACUUUCAGAGCAAGAAGCCAGUACUGCAGUCGGAUUCUAUCAAAGCUUCCAGUCCAAUAGAGACAAUCAACCAAGAAGAGUAGAUAUGCCGUUAGAUGGGGAUAAUCUCAAGGAAGAUUGGAAAGACAAACUUUGUAGAGGCUAUGGAGAAUUGAGAUGUGGCCAGGUAGAGAAGUACAUUCUUCCAAGUGAUUCAAAAUAUGACAAAUACUUUUGGAAAUACUCGUGUAAUAAUGUCUUUUUAUAA
Messenger RNA from Phycomyces blakesleeanus NRRL 1555(-), 2031 nucleotides. RefSeq lists its product as hypothetical. Lineage: Eukaryota; Fungi; Mucoromycota; Mucoromycetes; Mucorales; Phycomycetaceae. Bases 1 to 2031 code for a protein of 676 amino acids. The record is from RefSeq and is a predicted model, not a curated record. The transcript is spliced from 2 exons. Gene Ontology annotation, molecular function: protein binding.